AUGGAAAGGAAGCGCAGUGCAGCAAUUUCAGCGAAGGUGACGUCUCCCAGAAACAGCUACUAUGUCUUGCGCACAUACGAAGCAUGGACUCCGACAGUCCCUUGCCCUGCCUUGAGCCUCGCUAGCUCAACACAUGCACACCCCCACAAGCACGCAGGCACGCACCUGCAUGGAGAGGAAGCGCAGUGCAGCGAUCUCGGCGAAGGUAACGCCUCCCAGAAACACAGCAGCCACGAGGCGGGGCACGGACUCGGACGGUCCCCUGCGCAUGGAGGACGGGAUCCGGUUGGUGACGUCCCGAUGGGUGGUGCCGUCAGGGGACUGGUGGUGGGUGGUGGGGAAGUGGUGGUGGGUGGUGGGGAAGUGGUGGUGGGUGGUGGGGAAGUGGUGGUGGGUGGUGGGGAAGUGGUGGUGGGUGGUGGGGAAGUGGUGGUGGGUGGUGGGGAAGUGGUGGUGGGUGGUGGGGAAGUGGUGGUGGGUGGUGGGGAAGUGGUGGUGGGUGGUGGGGAAGUGGUGGUGGGUGGUGGGGAAGUGGUGGUGGGUGGUGGGGAAGUGGUGGUGGGUGGUGGGGAAGUGGUGGUGGGUGGUGGGGAAGUGGUGGUGGGUGGUGGGGAAGUGGUGGUGGGUGGUGGGGAAGUGGUGGUGGGUGGUGGGGAAGUGGUGGUGGGUGGUGGGGAAGUGGUGGUGGGUGGUGGGGAAGUGGUGGUGGGUGGUGGGGAAGUGGUGGUGGGUGGUGGGGAAGUGGUGGUGGGUGGUGGGGAAGUGGUGGUGGGUGGUGGGGAAGUGGUGGUGGGUGGUGGGGAAGUGGUGGUGGGUGGUGGGGAAGUGGUGGUGGGUGGUGGGGAAGUGGUGGUGGGUGGUGGGGAAGUGGUGGUGGGUGGUGGGGAAGUGGUGGUGGGUGGUGGGGAAGUGGUGGUGGGUGGUGGGGAAGUGGUGGUGGGUGGUGGGGAAGUGGUGGUGGGUGGUGGGGAAGUGGUGGUGGGUGGUGGGGAAGUGGUGGUGGGUGGUGGGGAAGUGGUGGUGGGUGGUGGGGAAGUGGUGGUGGGUGGUGGGGAAGUGGUGGUGGGUGGUGGGGAAGUGGUGGUGGGUGGUGGGGAAGUGGUGGUGGGUGGUGGGGAAGUGGUGGUGGGUGGUGGGGAAGUGGUGGUGGGUGGUGGGGAAGUGGUGGUGGGUGGUGGGGAAGUGGUGGUGGGUGGUGGGGAAGUGGUGGUGGGUGGUGGGGAAGUGGUGGUGGGUGGUGGGGAAGUGGUGGUGGGUGGUGGGGAAGUGGUGGUGGGUGGUGGGGAAGUGGUGGUGGGUGGUGGGGAAGUGGUGGUGGGUGGUGGGGAAGUGGUGGUGGGUGGUGGGGAAGUGGUGGUGGGUGGUGGGGAAGUGGUGGUGGGUGGUGGGGAAGUGGUGGUGGGUGGUGGGGAAGUGGUGGUGGGUGGUGGGGAGAAAGGGAAAGAACAGACAGAGUUGUGCAUCGUCGUGUGUUGUGUGUUGGGUAUCUUUGAGGAGACUCAGGAACACUACCGCCACGAGGCGAGGCACGGACUCCAUUGCCCCCCAGGAACACUACCGCCACGAGGCGAGGCACGGACUCCAUUGCCCCCCAGGAACACUACCGCCACGAGGCGAGGCACGGACUCCAUUGCCCCCCAGGAACACUACCGCCACGAGGCGAGGCACGGACUCCAUUGCCCCCCAGGAACACUACCGCCACGAGGCGAGGCACGGACUCCAUUGCCCCCCAGGAACACUACCGCCACGAGGCGAGGCACGGACUCCAUUGCCCCCCAGGAACACUACCGCCACGAGGCGAGGCACGGACUCCAUUGCCCCCCAGGAACACUACCGCCACGAGGCGAGGCACGGACUCCAUUGCCCCCCAGGAACACUACCGCCACGAGGCGAGGCACGGACUCCAUUGCCCCCCAGGAACACUACCGCCACAAGGCGAGGCACGGACUCCAUUGCCCCCCAGGAACACUACCGCCACGAGGCGAGGCACGGACUCCAUUGCCCCCCAGGAACACUACCGCCACGAGGCGAGGCACGGACUCCAUUGCCCCCCAGGAACACUACCGCCACGAGGCGAGGCACGGACUCUGUUGCCCCCCUGUGCAUUUUGAGUCAACUUAA
Messenger RNA from Closterium sp. Yama58-4, 2121 nucleotides. Lineage: Eukaryota; Viridiplantae; Streptophyta; Zygnematophyceae; Desmidiales; Closteriaceae. The record is from the annotation of a GenBank genome assembly.